Molecule: messenger RNA, 1420 nt
Organism: Daphnia pulicaria
Lineage: Eukaryota; Metazoa; Arthropoda; Branchiopoda; Diplostraca; Daphniidae
Gene: Atg4a
Product: cysteine protease ATG4B-like
Exons: 8
Coding region: 59-1228 (389 amino acids)
Molecular function (GO): protein-phosphatidylethanolamide deconjugating activity
Source: RefSeq, a predicted model, not a curated record
AUUAGCAGACACAUCAGCAAACUUGUUGUCAAUUUGUAAAUUGUAGUUUCGUCUCCGAAUGCGAUGCGUAAUUCUGGUUAUUAAGCUAUUAAUUUCCAUUUUUAAAAUUUUGGUUGUCAACUCAAAAAGAAUGCUUGAAGCCUGUGAAGCUUUUGUAACUUACGAGAGUGGCAUCAUUCUUGAACGUCAGGGAUUCGAAGUGAAUGAUGAACCUGUAUGGAUACUCGGCCGAGAAUACGACACAAAAACUAAACUGGAUGAACUUAAUUCAGAUGUGAAGUCCAGACUGUUAUUAACAUAUCGUAGAAAUUUUCCUCCAAUUGGAGAUUCUGGUAUGACUAGUGACCGCGGUUGGGGUUGUAUGCUUCGUUGUGGCCAGAUGGUUGUAGCACAGGCCCUAAUCAAUCAGCAUUUAGGAAGGGAACCAUUUUGGCCAGUAGGGGAUGAUCAAAGAACAACUGAAUCAUAUAAAAAGAUUUUAAAGCUUUUUGAAGACAAGAAAACAGCAGUCUACUCUAUUCACCAAUUAGCUCAAAUGGGAGUAAGUGAAGGCAAAGAAAUUGGACAAUGGUUUGGUCCCAACACUGUUGCCCAAGUCUUGAAGAAAUUAUGUGAAUAUGAUGAAUGGUCAGCAUUAAAGAUCCAUGUUGCUAUGGAUAAUGCUGUUGUUAUUGAAGAAAUUGAGCAGUUAUGUCACAAGAAAAUCACCCCUACGGAAACAUCUACGUGGAGUCCGCUCUUACUUGUUGUUCCCCUACGGUUAGGUUUACUGAACAUCAAUCCAAUUUACAUUGACAGUCUGAAGGCUUGUCUUCAAAUGCCUCAAUCGAUUGGAAUGAUCGGUGGGAAACCUAGUCAGGCCCUUUAUUUUAUUGGUUACGUUGGAGACGACGUGGUUUUUCUGGAUCCUCAUUUGACCCAAAACGCUAUCGAUCUUGACGAAGAUGAGUUCGACGACUCUUCUUAUCAUCCUGCCACAUGUGCGCGGAUCUCUUUUCAAUCCAUGGAUCCCUCUUUAGCAGUGUGUUUUUCGUGCACUACACAUUCCGAAUGGAAGGAUUUGCUUCGACAAUUUAAAGACAUGACUGAAAUAGGAAAGAAACAAAAUCUAUUUGAAGUGUGCAGUCAAAGACAAGCGGAGUGGCAUCCGAGUACCACGGAUUUAGUAGAUGAAGCCAUUGCUCUUGACAGCGCAGAUUCAGAGGAUGAAUUCGAGAUCUUGGGUUGAUUUCUUUUGAGUUCUUCUGAACGAUGUGUCUUACUUUAGAUUUCAUACGAAUAAUUUGUCUACGAUUUGUCUGCGACUUUGUUCAUUAUAAUAACGACCGACAAAGACUUCGAAAAACGUUAUUUUAAAUCGAUUUUUUUGCCAGAUUCCUAUCACGAAGCGUUUAAAAAUACAAUUAAAAUGGUAAAUAUC